Molecule: messenger RNA, 771 nt
Organism: Cariama cristata (Red-legged seriema)
Lineage: Eukaryota; Metazoa; Chordata; Aves; Cariamiformes; Cariamidae
Product: ceramide synthase 6-like
Exons: 9
Biological process (GO): ceramide biosynthetic process
Cellular component (GO): membrane
Molecular function (GO): sphingosine N-acyltransferase activity; DNA binding
Source: RefSeq, a predicted model, not a curated record
AUGCAAACCAGCGGCAGGGGUUCUUCCCUCUUAAUUGCAGUACCUUAUGCCAUAAAUAGUCCCAUGGGUUCAGUAAGACUGCUUAGGGAAAGGUUCAUUGCUAAACCAUGUGCCUUAGGCCUUAAAGUCCAAGCCAAUGGACCACAGAAAGCUCAACCUAACGCCAUCCUGGAGAAAGUUUUCACAGCUAUUACAAAGCAUCCAGAUGAGAAGAGGCUGGAGGGCCUCUCCAAGCAGCUGGACUGGGAUGUACGCAGCAUUCAGCGUUGGUUUCGACAAAGACGCAACCAGGAAAAGCCCAGCACUCUUACAAAGUUCUGUGAAAGCAUGUGGAGAUUUACAUUUUACCUUUAUAUAUUUACCUAUGGAGUACGGUUCCUGAAAAAGACACCUUGGCUCUGGAAUACCAGACAGUGCUGGAACGGAUAUCCAUAUCAGCCACUGAUGCCUGACCUUCAUUAUUACUACAUAGUUGAAUUGUCAUUCUACUGGUCCUUAAUGUUUUCUCAAUUCAUUGACAUCAAAAGAAAGGAUUUUGGCAUCAUGUUUACACAUCACAUUGUAACAGUCACCCUGAUAACCUUCUCAUAUGUAACCAAUUUGACACGAGUGGGAACCUUGACCUUAUGUCUCCAUGAUGCGGCUGAUGUUGUUCUAGAGGCUGCCAAAAUGGCAAACUAUUGCAAGUGUCAAAAACUGAGUGACCUUCUGUUCCUUACAUUUGCCAUUGUCUUCAUUGUCAGUAGGCUUGGCAUAUAUCCCUUAUGGUGA